Molecule: messenger RNA, 2446 nt
Organism: Callorhinchus milii (elephant shark)
Lineage: Eukaryota; Metazoa; Chordata; Chondrichthyes; Chimaeriformes; Callorhinchidae
Gene: itpka
Product: inositol-trisphosphate 3-kinase A
Exons: 7
Coding region: 7-1341 (444 amino acids)
Biological process (GO): inositol phosphate biosynthetic process
Cellular component (GO): nucleus; cytoplasm
Molecular function (GO): inositol-1,4,5-trisphosphate 3-kinase activity; inositol tetrakisphosphate kinase activity
Source: RefSeq, a predicted model, not a curated record
AGCACUAUGCUCCACCGCAAAUCCUACUCCCUGAACGAUCUGCCCUCCAGGGCGACCCGCAGACGCAGCCCUCAGGUCCAGCUCCUCGCCUCUGCCCCCAGUGCUGCCCAUCACCACCCCAUACAGGAGGAGAGAGACCCUGGCAGGGUGGUGGGCACCGCCCUGGAGAGGGCUGGCAGGGAGCCCAGGGUGCCCGGCCCCCACCCUGACCACCCCACCGGCCACCUGGUCCCGCGGCUGACCAUCACCUCCGAGGAGGGCAAGACUGAGAACGGUCUGGAGCUGGAGGUUGACCCCAGCGACCUGAUCGGGUUGUCCCGCAAGCUUUCCAGCUCUUCGCUCUCCUCCACCGGCUCCUCGCUCUUCGAGGAGUCUGAGGAUGACCUGCUGAGCGACACGGAUGACCACGGCAAGGGGCAGUAUCAAGAGGACACUAAUCUGAACAAACCCUGGAGGAAGGUCAAGACCAUUGUUCAUUGCUCGCCCUUCGUUGUCUCGUUUAAGAAACGCUAUUCAUGGAUUCAGCUGGCAGGUCACCAAGGGGGAUUUAAAGCAGGUGAUUCCGGGAGGAUCCUGAAGAAAUACAGUGAGAUUGAGAGACUGUGCUUUGAGCAGUUGGUGACGGACUCGCUGGGAGCCUUCGUGCCCAGGUACCACGGAAUGAUCGAGCGGGAUGAAGAACGCUACAUCCAGCUGGAUGAUUUGCUGGCAGAGUUCGAUGAGCCCUGUGUCAUGGACUGUAAAAUGGGCAGAAGGACGUACCUUGAGGAGGAGUUGAUGAAAGCCCACGAGAAGCCCAGGCUGCGGACGGACAUGUACCAGAAGAUGGUGGAGGUGGACCCGUUGGCUCCCACGCCACAGGAGCACACACAGCAGGCCGUGGUCAAAGCUCGCUACAUGCAGUGGAGAGAGACACUGAGCUCCACAGUCACACUCGGCUUUCGCAUCGAAGGCAUCAAGAGGAGUGAUGGGAAUUGCAGCACCAACUUCAAACGGACCAAAACAAAGGAGCAGAUUCUUCAGGUCUUUCAAGACUUUGUCGAGAACAACAAGAAUAUCCUGAAAAACUACCUGGUCAGGCUGCAGAAAAUCCGGCAAGUUUUGGAAUCGUCGGAAUUCUUCAGAAGGCACGAGGUCAUUGGAAGCUCCUUACUCUUCAUACACGACAAAAACGAGAAGGCAAAGGUUUGGUUGAUAGAUUUUGGCAAAACCACGAAAGUACCGAGCGGACAGACUCUGAACCACAGGACUCCGUGGCAGGAAGGGAACCGGGAGGACGGCUAUCUGUGGGGUCUGGACAACCUGAUAGACAUCAUAGCUGCCAUAUUAACUGACUCCUAGGUGGACCAGGACUCACUCUCCUGUCUGUUUGACAAAUGGAGAACGAACAAAGGGAGAAAGGGUGUGAGGGUAUGAGGUUUCUACGCUGACCCUUGGUGAUUGGUGCUGCAGAGAGAUUGGGAGAGCGAGUUUUACUUGAUGUUGUUCAGGGUCAGGAAGUGGGGCAGCCGGGGGAUAUGGACCAUUUGGCGAUAGACUGAGCUCCUCCCACCAGAGCUCCUCCCGCUGAAACACUUCACACAGUGAUCUUCACACUGGCAAUAUUCACACCGAGAUCUCUCACACGGAAAUCUUCACACUGGAACUCCCUCACACUAACUCUUCACACCAGCCCUACUCACACCAGCGAUCAUCGAGCGCGCGCGUGUGUGUGUUUCCUCUCUCACUUCCGAAUGACCCUUUAUAAACAUACUGGGCGGAGAGUGAGGAGAUCUAGACAAAAACUGAGAUGGACACGGUGAGAGAGAAACACAAGCUGGAAUGCUUCUCACUUUCCUGAAUCUACACGUACCUGACAUCAACAUGCCUCGUGGUCCAAUUGUGCGUGUGCUUGUGGUGCUGUGUUCUGACGCGGGCACAGGCUGUUGUGCUGCAGUGCUUGGUGCUGCGUUCACUGUAUGUACAGUUAGCGAGAGCAUCGCCAGGCUACAAGAAAGUGCCACCAUUCCUUUCAGUCAAGAUCUCAAUCGGCCUUCAAUCCUGUUCCUGAUCUGGAGCGGAACCAAAUUGGGAAGUUUCUGCAUCCCAUCCAGUAACGGACCUUCACAAGACUUAAAACUUGAACUCAAAUCUCCCUUAGAUAUAACAGUGAGUCAAAGCAUCGAACCACUUGUGUGAGUUGGGUGGGGUUGGUGGAAGAUGGCCCAUUAAUGUGGAUCAAUCCGGGUCUCUCUGUGGCAGGUGAUGAGAGAGUGUGAACUGUGGACUGAAUCUCCUUCCAGUGGAGUCACUGUGCUGAACAUUUACCUAACACUACUGAUAAUUGGAGAGAUUAGGUGUGACUUGAGUUGGGAGACGGGUUGCGAAAUCAUAUUUUUCACGCAUCGCAAUCUCAUUUGGUGUAAUUGAUAACAAAUCUAUUUCUGACUAAAAUAUUCAAAUGAUA